CGAGCAAGAUGGCAGCUUCCGAGACGGUUAGGCUACGGCUUCAAUUUGAUUACCCGCCUCCAGCUACCCCGCACUGUACGGCCUUCUGGCUUCUGGUCGACUUGAACAGAUGCCGAGUCGUCACAGAUCUCAUUAGUCUCAUCCGCCAGCGCUUCGGCUUCAGUUCUGGGGCCCUCCUAGGCCUCUACCUGGAGGGGGGGCUCCUGCCCCCCGCCGAGAGCGCGCGCCUGGUGAGAGACAACGACUGCCUCAGAGUUAAAUUAGAAGAGAGAGGAGUUGCUGAGAAUUCUGUAGUCAUCAGUAAUGGUGACAGUAAUUUAUCUCUUAGAAAAGCAAAGAAGCGGGCAUUUCAGUUAGAGGAGGAUGAAGAAACUGAACCAGAUUACAAAUAUUCAAAGAAGCACUGGAAGAGGCAAGAGAACAAUAACAAUAAUGAGAAGGUCUUGGAUCUGGAACCAAAAGCUGUCACAGAUCAGACUGUCAGCAAAAAAAACAAGAGAAAAAAUAAAGCAACCUGUGUCACAGUGGGUGAUGAUAAUGAAGAGACCAAAAGAAAAUCACCAAAGAAAAAGGAGAAAUGUGAAUAUAAAAAAAAGACCAAGAAUCCCAAGUCUCCUAAAGUACAGGCAGUAAAAGACUGGGCCAAUCAGAGAUGUAGUUCUCCAAAAGGUUCUGCUAGAAACAGCCUUGUUAAAGCCAAAAGGAAAGGUAGUGUAAGCGUUUGCUCAAAAGAGAGUCCUAGUUCCUCCUCAGAGGAGUCUUGUGAUGAAUCUAUCAGUGAUGAGCCCAGCAAAGUCACUUUGGAAGCCAGAAAUUCCUCGGAGAAAUUACCAACUGAGUUAUCAAAGGAAGAACCCUCUACCAAAAAUACAACUGCAGACAAACUGGCUACAAAACCUGGCUUUAGCCUUACCCCCAGCAAGGGCAAGACCUCUGGAACAACAUCUUCUAGUUCAGACUCUAGUUCAGAGUCAGAUGACCAAUGCUUGAUGUCAUCGAGCACCCCGGAGUGUGCUGCGGGUUUCUUAAAGACAGUAGGCCUUUUUGCAGGAAGAGGUUGUCCAGGCCCGGGGCCAUCAUCACAGAGUGCAGGUGCUGCUGGAUGGAGGCGUUCUGGCUCAAACGGUGGCGGACAGGCUCCUGGUCCUUCUCCCAGUGUGUCUCUCCCCGCUAGUUUAGGAAGAGGAUGGGGUAGAGGAGAGAACCUUUUUUCUUGGAAGGGAGCCAGGGGACGGGGCAUGCGGGGGAGAGGUCGAGGACGAGGGCAUCCUGUUUCCUGUGUUGUAAAUAGAAGCACUGACAACCAGAGGCAACAGCAAUUAAAUGACGUGGUAACAAAUUCAUCUACUAUUAUCCAGAAUCCAGUAGAGACACAGAAGAAGGACUAUAGUCUGUUACCACUGUUAGCAGCUGCCCCUCAAGUUGGAGAAAAGAUUGCAUUUAAGCUUUUGGAACUAACAUCCAGUUACUCUCCUGAUGUCUCUGACUACAAGGAAGGAAGAAUAUUAAGCCACAAUCCAGAGACCCAGCAAGUAGAUAUAGAAAUUCUUUCAUCCUUACCUGCCUUGAGAGAACCUGGGAAAUUUGAUUUGGUUUAUCACAAUGAAAAUGGAACCGAGGUAGUGGAGUACGCUGUGACACAGGAGAGCAAGAUCACUGUAUUUUGGAGAGAGUUGAUUGACCCAAGACUGAUUAUUGAAUCUCCAAGUAACACAUCAAGUACAGAACCUGCCUGAGUAUGACCUCUCCACCUUAGAGUUUAUGAAUGUCUUGUUUGUGAAAGUGACUCUAACCCGAACCUUUUUUUUUUUUUUUU
Molecule: messenger RNA, 1816 nt
Organism: Macaca mulatta (Rhesus monkey)
Lineage: Eukaryota; Metazoa; Chordata; Mammalia; Primates; Cercopithecidae
Gene: COIL
Product: coilin
Biological process (GO): spliceosomal snRNP assembly
Cellular component (GO): Cajal body
Molecular function (GO): U2 snRNA binding; U1 snRNA binding
Source: RefSeq, marked provisional